GUUGGUGAGCUUAAUUACAUUUUAGUUUGUGUCUAGUGCGACUAGGCUAUGGGUAGGAAGCCUUGCUGUGACAAACUUGGAGUGAAAAAGGGACCGUGGACAGUUGAGGAGGACAAGAAACUCAUCGACUUUAUUCUCACCAAUGGCCAGUGUUGCUGGCGUGCUGUUCCUAAGCUCUCUGGCCUCCGCCGCUGUGGCAAGAGCUGCCGGCUUCGAUGGACUAAUUAUCUUCGGCCUGAUUUGAAGAGGGGCCUUCUUUCUGAUGAUGAAGCACAAUUGGUUAUUGAUCUUCAUUCCCGUCUCGGAAAUAGGUGGUCGAAAAUUGCAGCGAGGUUGCCAGGCAGAACCGACAAUGAGAUCAAGAACCACUGGAACACCCACAUCAAGAAAAAGCUUUUAAAAAUGGGAAUCGACCCAGUUACUCAUGAACCUUUAAACAAAGAAUCCAAGCCUGAAGAAAGUUCUCCCCAUGCUGAAAAUUCUGCAGAUAAUAAUAUCACAGAAAAUGACGGCAGCAUCACCAACUCAUCAGAGGAUAAUUCCGGCACUACACCAACUGUGAAUUUUUCCACCACCGAUGACUCCUCUUUGUUAGACAGCAUUUGCAACGACGAAACCUUGUUGGCGAGCUUAUGGCUCGAUGAACCUGCCCUAGCUGAUGCUUCAUGGAACGGUGCCACACCAGCAACAGAAACUUGUUACAGUAAUGAGUCAAGCUUACCAUCCUGGGAGGACAACAUCGCAUGGUUGCUGGAUUGUCAAGAUUUUGGAAUCCAUGACUUUGGGUUCGAUUGCCUAAACGACAAUGGAUUCAACACGAUGAACAUGUUCACAAAACAGUAAUCUGAUCAUACCCCCAUGUUUGAAGAUGUGAGUAAAAAACAAUCAAAGUACCAAAAGGUUUUAUGUAUGUAGUUGCUUUUAGGUCAUCCUUGUUGAUAUUUA
Hibiscus syriacus is the source of this 945-nucleotide messenger RNA. Its product is annotated as MYB-like transcription factor ODO1. The coding region runs from base 49 to 843 and encodes 264 amino acids. NCBI's taxonomy places the organism in Eukaryota, Viridiplantae, Streptophyta, Magnoliopsida, Malvales, Malvaceae. The record is from RefSeq and is a predicted model, not a curated record. The transcript is spliced from 2 exons.